Messenger RNA from Ascochyta rabiei, 918 nucleotides. RefSeq lists its product as uncharacterized. The record is from RefSeq and is a predicted model, not a curated record. The transcript has a single exon. NCBI's taxonomy places the organism in Eukaryota, Fungi, Ascomycota, Dothideomycetes, Pleosporales, Didymellaceae. The coding region runs from base 1 to 918 and encodes 305 amino acids.
AUGGGUCUCAACUACUAUGCCUCGUCGCCCACCGUCGUCCUGCAACCCCAGCAACCGCAGGGCUACUUCUCACCUCACCAGCGCACCCAUUCGCCGUCAGCCAUGGGUAACUUCCGCCCAAAAUAUCCUACUCCACCAUCGCUCAACUAUCUAGCUGCUGCUUCCAACGCCACAGCUGGGCGCAAACGAUCCAUUGCCGACGUCGACGACCCCGAGGAGAAUCAACCAACUGGAUCUGUCGCUGUUCCUGCCCCCGUCAAGUCUAGAGGCGAGCCAGUCUACGGUCCCGGCAUGACGCUCAUCUACCCAGACGAACCUGGUCAUAGCAUCGCGGCCGAGUCGCAAUCCGGCACAUGGUACGAAGAGAAGAUUGAAACCGAAGAGAAGGCCGCUGCUCGACCCAUCGCCAUCUCACGCAAGUCGCAACGCGUCAGUCCAUCUCGCGACGUCGUCGUCCCUUCACUCAACGACAUGAGCGUACAGAUAAGCGAAGCCAUUAUCGACGACAACGGAAACACCAUCAACACGCUCAUCACUUCGCUUGGCGUGGGCUGGAAAAACGUCAUGACCAAUCCCAAUCUGCGCGACCAAGCCCGCGCUUACGCCAGGUUCAUCGAGCGACACUUUGACUUCACCGACGUGAUUGUCAUGCUCGAGAAGGAGUCGCUUUCUGCUUAUCUUGUCCGGGCAAAGCAACACGGUGUUCAGGGCUACUGGCUAUUCGCAGAUACUCUGAAGUGGUGUCAACUCAUUGGCUGGUCUCUGGAGCGUGCUGUCGCCAAUCUCAUGUCCGGCCCUGUCCCUCACUGCGAGGGCGAGCGCAUCAACGCUCGCGAUGCCUCCCCAUCAGAACCCGUAACACCUCCUCAAGCUGUCAGUGUGCCCGUUGCUGUCGCUGGCGACGCGAUGGAGAUGUGA